CAAUGACUACAACCACAGAGCACAGGGAACCGAAUCCCACAUGCGCAAGGGCCAGAGGCCACGUUGGGUUUUUUUUUUACUCAGCAGGACCGAGUACAUCAAUCCCUUUUAAAAUUCAAAAGACAACAGGUACUCCCGAGCUCAUCCAAACGAACCCCUAUUCACUUCUCUCCCCUUUCAACGACCCCUUCGCUGCUGUGAGCAUCAAGCAACCCACCAGCUGAGAUUUUAAUAUCAAUCUCUCUCUCUCACCAGCAGACCCCACCUCUCACCAUCUCUCUCCAUAAUCUAAAGCUUAGCUUCAAUUUUGUACUUAAAUUAUUGCAGAGAAGCUUCUUAAAUUUUCAGCUGACCAUUAUUUUUACCCCCCUAAAGAUUAAAAAUAAAGGACUCUGGCUCCUGCACUACAGGGAGAGGGAGGGGGGAACGCAGGAAGCGAGUGACCUCAGAUCUGCUAGCUUUGUUCUCCUCCUCCUCCCCCAUCUCUCUGUUUCUAUAUGUACCAAUCUAAACCAAAGCUUGAAAGAUGUUCAGGGCAGCAAGAUGGAGGAGCGAGAAGAACAAGAUCAAAGCUAUGUUCAAAUUGCAGUUCAAAGCAACCCAGGUGCCUGGAAAAGGAUGGGAAGCAGUGAUGGUAACUUUGGUCCCCGUGGAUAUCGGAAAGCCUAGCUUGAGAUCAGAGAAGAUCGCAGUUGUUAAUGGAGAGUGUCGAUGGUUGAAUCCAAUGUAUGAAACGGUGAAGCUCACCCAGGAUCAGAAAACUGGGAAGAUCAGUGAUAAAGUUUACCAGUUCAUUGUUUCUGCAACUGGACAGGCGAAAACAGGGGUAUUAGGAGAAAUCAAUGUUAAUUUGGCAGAGUAUGCUGAGGUGUACAAACCUACCUCAGUUUCUCUCCCUCUGCAAGAUUCAAAUAAUGGAGCCAUCCUGCAUGUAACCAUACAGAGGGUACAGAAUGAUGCCCAAGGAAGAGAAGCUGUAGAAAAUGGAGAAACCCCAAAAGAAGGUAAUGAAAACAAAGGCAACUUUGCAAAAUCACCGAGAAUUACACUGAAGAGCCAGUUAAGCAAUCCAGAGAAUGAAGAAGGUGGCAAAGCUGAUACUGGUACAAAUGAUAUAAAUGCAGCUGAAGAAGGAUCCUUUAUAAAUAGCAAGGCACUGGUUAAGUUCCAUUCCAGCAGAAAUAUGCCUAGCCAUGGCGAUUCAAGUGGCGACCUUGGAAAAUCUAGUAGCUUUGAUGGUGUAUCAGCAUCAGGUUCAGAGAGCAGUUCAGGACAAUAUACACCAAAAGAGAAUGGAAUCAAGAAAUGCACUGUCCAUCAGGAAAAUGCGAGCGUGCUAUCACCCCUCAGCAACAGUGAUACCCCUCAAAAUACUGAUUGGUCUGUGAGCAUAGAACUGGAUAGAAGCAUUGCUGGAUCUACAAAUAGUUCAGGAGCUUGA
Asparagus officinalis (garden asparagus) is the source of this 1441-nucleotide messenger RNA. RefSeq lists its product as uncharacterized. Bases 527 to 1441 code for a protein of 304 amino acids. The transcript is spliced from 6 exons. The record is from RefSeq and is a predicted model, not a curated record. Lineage: Eukaryota; Viridiplantae; Streptophyta; Magnoliopsida; Asparagales; Asparagaceae.